GCAUAAUGCGGAAGCGCUCUUGGCGUUGUUUGCUUCGUGAGGUAUCUGGCGCGGCUCACUUAAGAUUCUCCUACCUACUCCUUACGACUCUUGCAGCUUUUGUCUUUUCUCGCAUGGGAUACUUCUACCAGCUAAUAGUGCCUCAGGCAAAAAAUAAAAAAGUAGAAGUUCCCCUAAAGCCUAACCUGCGUUCCCUCCUUACCGCUCCAAAGUGACAGCCUUCCUGACUUCUAACCCAGUGGACUGGCUUUGUAUGUCUGUAUAUCACAUUAUGUUUGAGGAACCACUGGCCAACUUGCUAAAUGAGCAGCAUCGCACAGUGAAGGAGCUACUUGAACAGCCGAAGAUGAAGAAAUCUUCAGCCAAACAGCAGCAGGAGGUAGUAGACAGGGUUAAGCCCCAGAGUGAGAAAGUUCAUCAGACUCUGAUUCUAGACCCAGCACAGAGGAGGAGACUCCAGCAGCAGAUGCAACAGCAUGUUCAACUCUUGACGCAAAUUCACCUUCUCGCCACCUCCAACCCCAGUCUCAGUUCGGAGGCCAGUACCACCAAGAUACUUCUUAAAGAGCUGGGAACCUUUGCUCAAAACUCCAUCGCCGUUCAUCAUCAUUUCAACCCCAAGUUUCAGACCUUGUUCCAACCCUGUAACCUGAUGGGAGCUAUGCAGCUCAUUGAAGACUUCAACACACAUGUCAGCGUUGACUGGAGUCCUCGUAAAACUGUCAAGAAGACCGCCUAUGAAUUUCCCUGUUUGCCAAAGCAAGUAGCUUGGACCCUAGCCACAAGCAAGGUUUUCAUGUAUCCAGAGCUACUUCCAGUGUGUUCUCUGAAGGCAAAGAAUCCCCAGGAUAAGAGUUUCUUCACCAAGGCUGAGGACAAUUUGUUAGCUUUAGGGCUAAAGCACUUCGAAGGGACUGAGUUUCCUAAGCCUCUCAUCAGCAAGUACCUUCUCACUUGCAAGACUGCACACCAACUGACAACGAGAAUCAAGAACCUCAACACGAAAAGAGCUCCUGACAACAUCAUUAAAUUUUAUAAGAAGACCAAACAGCUGCCCGUGUUAAUGAAGUGCUGUGAAGAGAUCCAGCCACAUCAGUGGAAGCCACCUGUGGAAAGGGAAGAACACCGGCUUCCAUUCUGGUUAAAGGCCAGUCUGCCAUCCAUCCAAGAGGAGCUGCGGCUCAUAGCUGAUGGUGCCAGAGAGGUAGGAAAUGUGAUCAGAACCACGAAGAUCAGCUCAGACCCAGGUCUUAGAAAAGGCAGCUCAGAACUGGGGAGUGAAACUCGGUACCCACUGCUGCUGCCUAAGGGUGUAGUCCUGAAACUGGAGCCAGUUGCCAAUCGUUUUUCCAGGAAGGAAAAAGCGGUCAUCCAGAAGCGGUCAUCAGCCCUGAAGCCCCUCCUUAUCAGACCCAGCCCCUCUCUCCAAUCUAGCUCUGGCUCUGGGAAGACACCGGCUAGGUCAACUCAGUCAGAAGCCCCUCCGAGCAAAAUGGUGGUCCGGAUUCCUCGCAUGAUCCAGCCAGCCACUGUCUUACAGAAAGUGCCAGGUGGCCCUCCGCCGGGGGUCGCUGGGGGCGACAGUUUUGAGACUCCAGCAGCACUGCCUGCUACACCCCCUGAUACCAAGACCAGCUUCCCUCUGAUUGAGCCCCAGACCCUGGUCCCCUCUGCCCCUGUGCCCAAGGUAAUGCUGCCCUCACUUGGUCCUUCUAAGUUUCGAAAGCCCUGUGUGAAACGGAGGGGCUCAAAGAGAAAGGGGGCCAAGACCUCUCUCUGUCUGAAGCCUGCUCCCCUCCUCCACCCUGCACCUGUCAUCUUCACUGUCCCUGCCACCACUGUGAAGGUUGUGAGCCUUGGCAGUGGCUGCAACAUGAUCCAGCCUGUGAAUGCUGCUGUGGCCCAGAGUCCUCAGACCAUCCCCAUCACCACCCUCUUAGUUAACCCCACUUCCUUCCCCUGUCCGUUGAACCAGCCUCUUGUGGCCUCCUCUAUCCCACCCUUAAUUGUUUCUGGCAACUCUGUGAAUCUUCCUGUAUCAUCCACCCCUGAAGAGAAAGCCCAAGUGAAUGUGGACAUCAGUUGUCCUUUGGCUGAGGAGAAAAAUGUCUUUCAAGGCCUAGAACCCAAAUUAGAACCUCAGGAACUCUCUCCCCUCUGUGCUGCUGUCUUCCCCAAAGAGGAGCCCAGCCCAGGGCCUCCACCGGCCGACAGAGCGUGCCAGGAAGAAUUGUCGGACAGCAGUUCCUAUGGCUGGACUAUAGUGAAAACAGAGGAGGGGAGGCAGGCUAUGGAACCACUGCCUCAGGGCAUCCAAGACUCUCUAAACUCUUCCCCUGGGGAUUUAGAGGUAAUUGUCAAGAUGGAACCUGAAGAGUCUUGGGAGGAAAUCUCUGGUGGAUUCCCCAAGCAGGAAAUCAAAGAGGAACCUUGUGUGGAAUUGGGCACUGGCUUUCCACGUGAGGAGUCAGGCGGUGCUAGAGAGGUGAAGAUACAGACGGCCCUGCAGCAGGAGGAAGAGAGGAGUCAACCAGCUAAAGCCCCUUCAGCUUCUCAAGAGCCUGCUGAUGGAGGAAACUCGGGAGAAAUGAGCAAAGGGUCCCCAAAGAAUGCUUCAUCCUGUGCUGACCCUGACAUGGCGCUUAGCUGCCCCCCAGGGAAGCCCGAAGACUUGUCUAGCGCUGAUGGUCAGUCAGUGGGGACCCCGGCUGGGCCAGAAACUGGAGGAGAGAAGGAUGGGCCAGAGGAAGAGGAAGAAGAGGACUUUGACGACCUUACGCAAGAUGAGGAAGAUGAGGUAUCAUCAGCUUCUGAGGAAUCUGUGCUGUCUGUCCCGGAACUCCAGAGUGGGCACUCAAUUUACAAGAAAAACCCCUGAUACAUACAAUUUCCAAGGUUGUAAAUAAGUGCUAGUUCUUCCGGGGCAAUCUGCACGUUGGUCAACAUGUGAGAGAGAAAGCAAGAGAAGGAGGGACAGAGGAAGAGAACAGAACAUUACUUGCUUUGCCUGGAUGCUCCCCUGAGACAACUGAAUUGACAACUAAAAAAAGUCCUCAACUACUACACAACCAUAGUAGCUGACAGUACCACCUCUGGGCUAAGCUGUGUGGCCUCCAGCCCUCCAGCUGCAGUGCUCCUGAGAUUAAAACCCAUCACCAAGGGGGAAACACCCACUGCUCCCAAGCCACGCCCUUCCUUGGUGCUUCUGAUCUUCUCUGCUUAGAAGAAAGAAAACAUAGCUUUUGCCUGUCAUGCUCUUUUCUAAAUACCGUCCCUUGGUAUUCAGUGGACAAUGGAACGUGGCAUCACCUUCUUCUUCCGACACUACAUUCACUAUAUAUCUUACUUCAAAUAUUCCAAGGCAAGAAGACAUAUGUCCCAGCCUACAUAUAUGAUGGUACCAGAAAUCAGAGAAACCACAACAGAGAAACUCAGUUUUCCCACCGGACUUUUAUCCUCUCUUUUCAGUGUGGUCUUUCCCCAGAGAGCAUUGACUCCAUCCACUGCCACCAGGAGGUGAAAAAUACCCAAAGAACUUUGCCUCUUCAGCUCUUUGAGCACAAUCCCAACUGCAUCUGUGGCAUUCCUCACUCGCAUUAUGCCCUGUAGGGAAAGAGACAGUGGCUUGCAGACCUCAGGAGGCUGUCUCUGUUACAAUGUAGUACACGUUCGGUGUCUUAUUUUAAUACCUGUUCAACUACUUCUCCCAGAGGACUGCCUUUCUCAGUGCUUUCUCGCUUAUUCCAGACAUACUUCUCUUGAACUUUUAUCUAAAAACAAAAACCAAAAAAGGAUACUUAGCCUAAGGAUGAAACCAUUUCUAGCUAAGAAGGUAGGACGCUAAGGUUGUUAGCAGUCAGUUUUAAUCUAUUUUUCAAGCCUUGUACGAGACCUCAGCAGGAAAGUGAAUCCCUUCGAGCCCAUUUCUGCCUGAAGUUCAAAAAAAAAAAAAAAAAAAGGAAUUCUGACUAAAAAGUCCAGGAUGAAGCAGCCUUGUCAUCUGCAUUUUUAAGAAGCUUGUAAGUGAUGCUCAUUUAAAUCCAGAGUUGAAAACCCCUGGCUUAGAGAUUGUAUCCAAGAACCACUAGAGUAGAAGAUAAUUUUAAGAAUACAUUUCUGGUUCUGAAAAGGACCUAAUCUGGAGAAAACUAUGUAGCUGAAAAUGUGCUUUAAAGAAUUUUACGCUGUAACCUUGGAAAAGUCAGUGAAUCAAUCUGGACUUCACUAUGCUACUCACAAGAUGGGAACAGCUUACUGUUGCCUUUUUAUUUCAUAUGGAUAAAUGAGUUUUAGGGUAUGAACUUACUGUUAAUAAAAUAUAUGAAAAAAAAUGGUAUAGUUAUCCCAACUACAUUAUUCGUUCUCCAUAGUCUACUGGUACUCUGGACACAAAGGAGAUAAAAUCUUAAAGAUUAUCUUGCACCAAACUUCUGGGAAUCUAGUCACCUGGCUCAAGAAACGCUCAUUUGUAGUUUUGAAAUUCUUCAGCCAGACUGAAGCCUCUACAGGUUGAUCAAAGCGCUGUUUGUUGUAGGUGGACUGCAGAAGAUUGCGACAGUUUUUCACCCAAAGAUGAGCUAAAAAAAGGCAAAAGAAAACAAACUAGGCAAGAACUGUGUUCAAUUCAAAAUACUCUAUGCCUUUAAGUUAUGGGAGAUGACUUUAGUUUCCCAUAUAUAUUUCUGAAACCCUUCUUCCUUCAGAGGUUUACUUUUUCGUCUGGUCCAUCUUAGUUUUACAUAUACACACACACACACACACACACACACACACACACACACACAAUUUAUAUUUAUAUAUAUAUUUAUAUAUAUAUUUAUGAGGGGUGGUAAUUGGGUUUGUUCAUUUAUUUCUAUUUGGAGGAGGUACUCGGGAUUGAAACUGGGACCUCAUGCAUGUCAAGCAUGUGCUCUAUUACUUGAGCUAUAUCCUCCCCCCAUCUUAGAUUAAAUAUUAUCAUUACAACCAA
Messenger RNA from Camelus dromedarius (Arabian camel), 4969 nucleotides. RefSeq names its product YY1 associated protein 1 (gene YY1AP1). Gene Ontology annotation, biological process: regulation of DNA-templated transcription. Bases 254 to 2878 code for a protein of 874 amino acids. Gene Ontology annotation, molecular function: transcription coregulator activity. NCBI's taxonomy places the organism in Eukaryota, Metazoa, Chordata, Mammalia, Artiodactyla, Camelidae. Gene Ontology annotation, cellular component: nucleus. The record is from RefSeq and is a predicted model, not a curated record. The transcript has 10 exons.